Molecule: messenger RNA, 886 nt
Organism: Perca fluviatilis (European perch)
Lineage: Eukaryota; Metazoa; Chordata; Actinopteri; Perciformes; Percidae
Product: Fc receptor-like protein 5
Exons: 4
Coding region: 92-871 (259 amino acids)
Biological process (GO): cell surface receptor signaling pathway
Molecular function (GO): transmembrane signaling receptor activity
Source: RefSeq, a predicted model, not a curated record
CACUCUGACCUGUAAAACAAAGACGUCCUCCAACCUCCCAGCUGGUUUCUAUAAAGAUGGCUCCUUCAUCAGGACUGAGCCUGCAGGUCACAUGACCAUCCACCAUGUUUCCAGGUCUGAUGAAGACCUCUACAAGUGUCUCAUCAGCAGUGUUGGAGAGUCUCCAUCCAGCUGGGUCUCUGUCACAGUUCUGACCUCACUGCUGAGCAGCACAACAAACCAAGCCUCUCUGACUGUGAGUCCCAGCAGCUCUCAGCUGUUUGAAGGACAGUUUGUCUCUCUGAGCUGUGAGGAUGACGACAGCUCUGCUGGAUGGACCCUGAGGAGGAACACGAGUGAUGAAACCAGGACUCAUUGUGAAGAUGGCUGGGGAAUAUAUGUUGGUUCUAUCUGUAUCACCUUCAUGGACUCUUUGGACAGUGGAGUUUACUGGUGUGAGUCCAGAGAGGGAGCAACCAGUAACAUCAUCACCAUCACUGUCACUGGUGGACCAGUGAUCCUGCAGAGUCCUGUCCUCCCUGUGAUGGAGGGAGAAGACCUCACUCUGACCUGUAGAACAAAGACGUCCUCCAACCUCCCAGCUGGUUUCUAUAAAGAUGGCUCCUUCAUCAGGACUGAGCCUGCAGGUCACAUGACCAUCCACCAUGUUAACAGGUCUGAUGAAGGCCUCUACAAGUGCAGCAUCAGCAGUGUUGGAGAGUCUCCACCCAGCUGGGUCUCUGUCACAGGUGAGGAGGUUACCUUUGAUUUCAGGAAUUCAUUCAUCCAGAUAUUCAAAUGGUUAACGUCAGAGCUUAUUGGACGGAGCUGCAGCGUGUUAGAAAAGCAGAUUAAACUGGUGUUAAAGCUGGAAGACGCUGAGAGUAUUUAGUGUGGACUCCAUCUU